GCAUCAAUAGAGGCGAUUGAGAAACGGCGAGAGAAAUCAUCACCUGUCGAUUGCGCUCAUGUAUUUCUCCUGCGCUCCCAUUAAUCUCCACACACCACUUUCAUAACACUCACACCCUAUCGUUUAGUCGCUGUCGAGUCGGUCAGGACGAUCAAAGCAAAAUUGAGCAGUUUUAAUCUCUGCGCAAACGGGAGGGUUUUGAAUGUGCGUUGAAGCCUCGCAGCAGAACAAAUGUAAACAAGCAACCCAUCAGCUGUGCGGUUGAAGACGCGCAAAGAAAUGGAGUGAUGACAGCGACCCGCACGGUUUGACAAACACCUCCUGCAUCAUCUAAAGCUAAAUUAGACAUUUAUUUACAUGCGGUAGAGCUUUUUUGGGGGGCGUUAGGGCAGUGUACGAGGACAACUCCCAACACAUCGUCUUUCCCCUCCAUUGCGGCCAGCAGCAAAUACAGAACGAACGAGUUGUUGCUGCUUGUAAAGGUAAUAUAUUUAGUUUGUUUUUAAUUCAGUUUGAAUACUGUAUAACUUUACGCCUGACAGGAAAAGCAACAGGAUUCAAGAAAUAACAGGGGGGAAAUAAGGUUAACAGUCCCUCCUGGGCCCCAAGGAAUUGAUAAAUAUUAGCAACGUAUUAAUAUUUACAUGAAGCUGGAAGUUUAAAGGCACUCAGACGUCACAUUUCCCGAGGAGCAGCUCAGCACGGCUGAAGGAUCAGGGCUGUCAUGGCACACCAGCAGAUGCCGAGCUCUCAGAAGGCUCUGAUGCUGGAGCUGAAGUCCCUGCAGGAGGAGCCAGUGGAAGGUUUCCGCAUCACUCUGGUGGAGGAGUCGGACCUCUACAACUGGGAAGUGGCCAUCUUUGGCCCUCCAAACACACUUUAUGAAGGCGGCUACUUCAAGGCCCAUAUAAAGUUUCCUAUCGACUACCCUUACUCUCCUCCAACCUUUCGGUUUCUCACCAAGAUGUGGCAUCCGAAUAUAUAUGAGAAUGGCGAUGUGUGUAUUUCUAUCCUCCAUCCACCUGUUGAUGACCCUCAGAGUGGAGAACUGCCCUCAGAGAGAUGGAACCCGACACAGAAUGUCAGAACAAUCCUGUUGAGCGUGAUCUCGCUGCUGAACGAACCCAACACCUUUUCUCCUGCAAAUGUGGACGCCUCAGUCAUGUUUCGCAAGUGGAGGGACAGCAAAGGCAAGGACAAGGAAUACGCAGAGAUUAUAAGGAAGCAGGUGGUGUCCACUAAGGCAGAUGCAGAACGAGAUGGAGUAAAAGUGCCGACGACGCUAGCGGAGUACUGCAUCCAGACCAAAGUGCCUUCCCACGGCAGUACAUCUGACCUGCUCUACGACGAUCUGUACGAUGACGACAUCGAGGAGGAUGAUGACGACGAGGACGAGGCAGAAGCCGGAGGGAUUAGCAGCGAAAUGGCAGGGGACUGUUUUGGCGACGAAGAAGACUCUGGCAACGAGGAGUCUUGACCUCCUUCCCCAUGUUUCUGUGACACUGACCUUCACCCACUCACUAUUCUUUUCCCCGACGGCCUCAUGUUUCAGAUUCUCUUUCUCUUUUUUCACUGUUCACCCAAAAUCUGACAACUUCCUCAGUAAAGUACUCUAUGGGUUCAUAAAA
Danio aesculapii is the source of this 1628-nucleotide messenger RNA. RefSeq names its product ubiquitin-conjugating enzyme E2R 2 (gene ube2r2). The record is from RefSeq and is a predicted model, not a curated record. Gene Ontology annotation, biological process: protein polyubiquitination; ubiquitin-dependent protein catabolic process. The transcript is spliced from 6 exons. The coding region runs from base 725 to 1477 and encodes 250 amino acids. Gene Ontology annotation, molecular function: ubiquitin conjugating enzyme activity. Lineage: Eukaryota; Metazoa; Chordata; Actinopteri; Cypriniformes; Danionidae.